AUGGCGACUGGCCUGUUGGACUUGGAAAAUGAAUUGUCGUGUUCCAUCUGUACCGAUAUCCUCUAUCAUCCGCUCACUCUGCUUGACUGCCUACACACUUUCUGUGGAGCAUGUUUAAAAGAGUGGUUCGCCUUGCAGCGCUCUCAAAGUCCUGUAGCCUCAAACCCGUUUACCUGCCCAUCAUGUCGAGCACCAAUACGAGGUACCAAGCACAAUGCCACGGUCAAUACUCUCCUGGAGAUGUACUCCCAGGCAAAUCCAGAGAAAGGAAAGACGCCGCGUGAGAAGGAAGAUCUAGACAAAAUUUAUAAGCCUGGCGAUGAAGUACUCCCAAAACCAAGGAGGAGAAGAGAUGAAGGAGAGGAUGAGGACAGGCGACUUUUGGAGGAGGUAAGGGGAUUAAGUCUGAGAGAAGUAGGCGUCUCUUCGAAUAGCGUACAAGACCCCCGAUCUAGUGAUAGGCGCAGAAGAGAGCGAAGCAGGGACACUAGAGACAGAGAAGGUCGUUCACGCAGACCACACGACGUCGGUAGGAUUGGUCAUGAGAGUCUGUCGAGGGAUGCAAACACACCUGUACGGCAAGUAGAGCACCAAUCAAGCCUCCGUUCGCUUCUCUCAGUGUCUGAGAUCGAUUCGAGAGAGAUCGAGGAAGAGAUUAUGCGUCAAAUAGUUGAAGAGGGCCUGCUUGAUGGUAUCGAUCUGUCAAACAUUGACGUUUCGCAAGAGGAUGAAAUUAGUGAGAGAAUCGCGCAAGCCUACAGAAGGAGGCUAGAGGACAGACGGCGAGAACGACAUCGCCAGCGGACUGUGACAGAGAGCCAAGCCAGGAGCUCAGAAAUUGCGACCUCUUCUAGGACCGAAGAAGACCAAGUGACAAACAGAAGACAACGUGAUCGAACGGAGCUGCCAGGGGGAGCUUCUCGCACGGGGCCACCAGUAUCAAGGCCACAUCUUUUCGAGGCUGCAAAUCAGCCCUCUGGACACCGUCGUCACCGACGGUCGUCAAGCCAAGAUAGCAGUGUUAGGCCCUCGUCAAGACAGCGGUCGACGAUGGGGCUACCUGCAAGCAAUAACAAUGCCGCCGCUCGUUCUGCCACUGACCUAUCUGAGCGACCAUCGUCGUCGCGAGCGACUAAUGGACAGAGACCCAGAAGACUAUCACACAAUGACAGGAGCGCGACCGAACCAGACCGCCAGGCUAUUAGAGAUCAGUGGAGAAACAUAGGAGCAAUCAGCGCUGUCGCCUCUAAUCCCACGUCUACUCCAGCCUCACCUCAGAGAGCCGCGCUUCCAGUACCGUUGAGCCCGCAGGUGCAAAGUCCAUCUAUUGAAAGAACCAAUGUGACUCCACCAACAUCGAGACGUAACACAGACAUAAUGUCGACACGAGCUUCCAGGCCUGCAGAAAUUAGGCCGAGUCCACGUGUUGGAACAGAGCCGGAUCCACUUCCGUCUCCCAGAAUAGGGGCGAGCGUCACUGUUCCGCCACGUUCUACUAAUUCUUCCCCUCAGACAUGUCCCACGAUGUAUGCAGAACCGAACAUUACUUGCAACCGGUGCGGCAAAGGCCAUAUAGAGUACGAACUACACUAUAGUUGUCAGCUAUGUGGAGGCGGCCAUUACAACCUUUGUCUUCGCUGUUACAGAUUAGGCCGAGGCUGUCUUCAUUGGUACGGCUUCGGAUACAUUGCGAAGCAUCGAUACGAGCGACAGGCACCUCCAGCGGGCUACCCUCCAGGUCAUGAGCAGCCGCAUGUAUUGAUAGGCCAUCGGUACAAGCGGCUUGGUUCUGAGGCCACCCGAGUGUCGACUUCGGGCGACACGCGGCAGAUCAUGACGAACGAAGACCCAGCGAAACGCCUGGAAGCAGGAGUCUUCUGCAGUAUAUGCCAAGCAUUCGCCAACACAUGUUAUUGGAAAUGUGAUAUCUGCAACGAGGGCGAAUGGGGCUUCUGCAACGCCUGCGUCAAUCAAAGCAAUCACUGUACUCAUCCUCUCCUCCCUCUCACCCAUAAAUCCACAACAACUUCAAGAGCUCCUCCUAACGACCUAUCUCCAACAUCUCCAACAUCUCCAACACGCCCCUUAUCCCCCAAAAUUAUCCCCAAAUCCGCCUCCAUUGUUCGUGGCCCCGCCACAGCCCUGUUCCCCCUCGCGAACACCCUUUUCCACCCUCUCACCUUCACCACAAAGUGCAACAUCUGCUCCUACCCAAUCCCGCCCUCCCACACCCGCUACCAUUGCUCACGCUGCAAUGGCGGUAAUUUCGACAUCUGCACUUCUUGCUAUCAUGCCCUCGUCAGCUCCUCCAACAUCGCACCCGAGAACGGCCACCAGGGUUGGCGCCGCUGCCCAUCUGGUCACCGCAUGGUGAUAAUCGGCUUCGAAGACCGUAAUGGUGGACAGCGGCGAAUCGUCGAGAAAGACCUGGUCGGCGGGCUAGCGCUGAAGGAUGAGGAUGGCGAUGACAGUCAGGCGGUACGCACGAGUGGGAGAAACGCGAAUGUGAGCGUGACGCCGAAUUGGAGCUGGCGAGACACGGAUGGGAGUGUGAAGAAGAGUCGCACGGCGCAUGCGGAUAUAAACGUGCCCGGGACCGGCGUUGCCGGAAUGAGGUUUCCGCCGGAUGGGGGCAUGGGCUUGAGAGUGCUUGCCCUGUGGGGUUAUUAUCCGCAGGAGGGGGUGAAGGAUGAGCUGAUGUUUCCAAAGAAUGCGGAGAUCAGGGAGGCGGAGGACAUUAACACAGAUUGGUUCUGGGGUGUGUAUGCGGGCAAGACUGGGUUGUUUCCGGGCGGGUAUGGGAGGAUAUUGUAGAUGAUCUAUAAGAAUAUCGCCCUUAAGAGGCUGUCAUAUGAACAUACGGCCUUUUCGAGUCGAGAAGGCAAUCUUCGAG
This is a messenger RNA of Pseudovirgaria hyperparasitica, 2893 nucleotides long. RefSeq lists its product as uncharacterized. Gene Ontology annotation, molecular function: zinc ion binding; ubiquitin-protein transferase activity; protein binding. The record is from RefSeq and is a predicted model, not a curated record. The transcript is spliced from 2 exons. Bases 1 to 2814 code for a protein of 937 amino acids. Gene Ontology annotation, biological process: mitotic cell cycle checkpoint signaling; ubiquitin-dependent protein catabolic process; protein ubiquitination. Lineage: Eukaryota; Fungi; Ascomycota; Dothideomycetes; Acrospermales; Acrospermaceae. Gene Ontology annotation, cellular component: nucleus.